Ochlerotatus camptorhynchus is the source of this 1530-nucleotide messenger RNA. RefSeq names its product myotubularin-related protein 10-A. The transcript is spliced from 3 exons. The record is from RefSeq and is a predicted model, not a curated record. NCBI's taxonomy places the organism in Eukaryota, Metazoa, Arthropoda, Insecta, Diptera, Culicidae. The annotation marks the transcript as partial. Gene Ontology annotation, molecular function: phosphatidylinositol-3-phosphate phosphatase activity. Gene Ontology annotation, biological process: phosphatidylinositol dephosphorylation. Gene Ontology annotation, cellular component: cytoplasm; membrane.
GUUUGGAGUAUUAAUAACGCAGCGUUGGUGCGGAUGGCAGAACUAGUGCCUGAGAUUGCCAGUUCUACAAUAGAAAAUGCAAUGUUGGAACAUGUUCGCCGGUGUGAUCCAUUGAAAAACCCAUUACAUCUAAUGGAGCUAUCGAAACAACUACCAAGCAUUCAGGAUGUUAACCUAAGUUACAUCAAACUAAGGAAGCUGUGUAUACCAGAAAACGAUAGAGAAUUUAUGCAACAAGAUGCCAGAUUUCAUUCAUUACUCGAUAAGACGUACUGGUUAUUGUAUGUGUCGGUUUGUUUAAAGCAAUCUAUGGAAGCUGCUAAAAUAAUGAUGAGUGGGCGCACUGUGGUGUUGCAGGAAAUUAGUGGAAGGGAUAUGUGCAGUGUUAUGUCAAGUUUAGUGCAACUUUUGUUGGAUAAAAGCUUCCGUUCAAUUAACGGUUUUCAGACACUUAUACAAAAAGAGUGGAUUAGCUUGGGACAUCCUUUCAGUGAUCGCAUUGGGCAUGUGUACAAUGAGAACUCGAAUGAAAGAGGUCCAUUAUUCUUACUCUUUUUGGAUUGCGUGUGGCAGUUGUUGCAACAGUUCCCGGAAGAAUUUGAGUACUCCGAAACAUUUCUCACAAGCCUGUGGGACUCUGUGUUCCUUCCUAUAUUCGACACGUUUCAGUUUAAUUCUGAGACUGAACGGCAGAUUGCUCAAAUAAACGAUCGCAUCAUUGUGAGGCCUGUGUGGGACUGGGGAGAACAGUUUAGCGACAAAGAUAUUGCCUUAUUCACAAAUCCGUUAUAUAAAAAAGUAUCGGAUACAGGGCAUGUGGUGGAGAAAAAGUUAAGAUUACCACCAACAGCGUACCGUCUUCCUUGUAUAGAUGAUUUGAAGAAAAGCAACAACUUGGCAAUACACAACUCAGCGGAAGCGAUCGCAUCAACUUUAAACCUUUCUGCUAAAUCAACUCAAAGUCAACAACAGGACACUGCUGUGACUGCUUUUCUGGAUCCACAAUGCACCGUGAGGGAUAUGGAGAUUUGGCAUCAAUGUUACUUCCGCUGGAUACCUUUCUUGGAGAUAAAAAAUGGUGGUUAUCCCCAGGUCGACCUAUUCAACAGAUCAGUGGUGAACAACAUAAAUAAACUUUUAAAAGUGCUGAAUUCAGAAAAUCUGUCCGGUUCUAAUGAAAACAUACCACUUGUAGGUAACAGUGAAGAGAACAUCCUGAACAAAGAAGAUACUAACACAAAUGAAAUACUCGAUGGUUUUAAGAUACCAAUGAUAAAUUCAUUCUUUCCUUUUACUAGUAAUAUUAGCAACACUGAAGAGUUGCUUGAAAUUCUGGUUGCAAACGGAGAAUUUCUUCCUGAUGGUUCGAUCGUUGACUGUGCAUCGUUAAAUUAUUGAUAAAAUUGCAUUAUAUUUUACGUGUCAUCAAUACAACUUACGCGCUAAAAAUCAAAGUCCAAACAUUGUUAUGCAAUUGAUUCUGAUAAAUAAUUAUUUCACAAAUGUAAAUAUUUGAUUCGCAAUAACACC